Pseudomyrmex gracilis is the source of this 7616-nucleotide messenger RNA. RefSeq lists its product as uncharacterized. Gene Ontology annotation, cellular component: protein phosphatase type 2A complex. Bases 1209 to 4838 code for a protein of 1209 amino acids. Gene Ontology annotation, molecular function: calcium ion binding; protein phosphatase regulator activity. Lineage: Eukaryota; Metazoa; Arthropoda; Insecta; Hymenoptera; Formicidae. The record is from RefSeq and is a predicted model, not a curated record. The transcript is spliced from 14 exons. Gene Ontology annotation, biological process: protein dephosphorylation.
AAUAUAGCCGAAGUCAACAUCGCCAUCCCCACAAUGUUUUCCGUCCCUUUCCUCAUUCUGAACACUCCCCUCGUCUAAAAGCCUACCUCGCGCUCCGUCCGUGUAUUUUCUUACGUCCAUGUUCUACCCUAUCCACACAAAAUUCUCUUUCAAAGAAAAGUGAACAAGAACAGUUAGAAGCAGAAAUGAGUAGUGAACGUGAGCGAAACGAGUGUUCAAUUGUACAAUAAUUAUCAGUAUCAGUAAAGUAUAAGAUACAAUGCGGGAGCGGUCGUUUUGGUCGAAUUACAUUUAGCAACAUCCGAUAUAAGUACAUGGUGGCUAUGGUAUCUUUGCUUUAUGCAGUUUCACGUAACUGCUUCAACAAGCUAGUCAAAGAAUGUGUCUUCCGAGUGAUCAGUGUGUUCUUUUCUAUGAAUGUUUUUCUUUCACCAAGUCUUUAGAAGAUGUCUUACCGAAAUCAUUUCUAUAAACGAGAAGAAAAGCAGAUCUUAAUUCUCUUUGCACCAUCGUACUGCUACCAUCUGUGAUUACUUUAAAUACAAUAGCAUUUCUUCAAUGACGUCAGGGAAGCCAAUAAAAAGUCUACUGAUUUGAUUUCGACAGUCGACGGUUUGAUCAUUAGAAGAAUUACUCAGUGCCCAUGUUUGUGCGAGCUACGCACCGUGAUCACGCAGUCUCACUGCCAAAUAUGGCUAGCCGCGGUAUUCUUAGCACUGCUCGAGCGCCAACGACAGUGGACGAAGCGGCCCGACGAGUAUACCUUUCGUCGUCUUCGCCUUCGUCUUCUCGCCUUCAGUUUUGUCCCUUUCAUUUUUCUCUUUGUCGACAUUGUUGUUAUUGUCGUCAUCGUCAUUGGAGUUAUCGCAGUAAAGAUCGAAGUAGAAUGAAACUGUUUAGAAGUGAUAUACAAGGAACGCGGAAUACUGAGACACGAAACGUAAACGUAAAAGGCUAAACUAAUCCGAGUCACUGUUCGAGUUAUAGCUAAGCUGAUCAUAAAUUUGACGCGCAAUGUUAGUCAAAUCAAGCCACCGAAAAAUAGUGAAAUAAUAACAAUAAUAAAAAGAAUAAAAACAAAAAGAUCGAAAGAAAAAAUAUGAUUGAAAAAAAAAACAAUGACCGAUCAAUAUAAUAAGAUUAUGAAAAAUUGUAGAAUCGCCAGGUGGUUGUGAGAAAUGAAAUUCUUAGGCCAGCUGGCCUGAGAUAUGCCAGCAAUUACGAUAACGCCUCGACAAUCCUCAAGGCAGCCAUCGUUAUUGCUAUUAAACAACGAAACAGUGACGGCUGAACAGUGUCUCUCGUUAUCACCGUUGUCUUGGGGUUGUCGGGUCUACGUGACCCGACAUGUUCUGUUCGUGUCAGCGCUCGUCAACCCGCGGCCGAGCAGAGCGAUACACUGUCCGGAUCUGAACGCUUGCUUGGUGAACGAGUUACAUCUGGAAAGUAAUCCGGUAGACUGUCGAACUAUCCACUUUGGCUACGCGAUUCCGAUUAACGUGGUGCCGGUUUGCAACAGCCCCGAGCUGGUCGAACUUGUGGUUGAUCAAGAUUCAAGCGAGUUGAGCAGCCAGACGGUAAACUUCCUCAUCAAUCAUCAUCCGCAACUGCGUCAACGACGACGUUUCCAUGAAAAAAUGGCUGCUACGGCUAAACACGAUCUACGUCGGAAGUUCCCCGCGGACACUUCCAAUUCCGGAGAAGAGGACAUCGCCGCUAUUGCUAAGCAGAUUAGCGAUCAUGCGGAAGCAAUCUAUCAAACGUGGAAGAGUCGUGGAUUGGCGCCGACGGAAAUCUUGACCUGUCAUAGCAACGCGACUGCCGCCGACAAGUUUGGCAGCGCGUUGACACCUUGCAGUUCGUCCGGUAACAAUUCCGGAAGUAUUAGCGAUUGUUCUCAGACAGCGGUAGACAUACUGUCGCAAGCCCCGAAUUUGGAUAACGGCAACCUUGAGAAACUAGUCAACAACUUUGUGGUAGAAGAUAAAGCUAGAAUAGCAGCUUCUAAGCAACGGUCACCGUCGAAGCCGCUACCGUCUUCCAUACAAUUCGCUCUGCAAAAGUUCGAGAGGAGUUCUAUGCAGCAAACAACUGCUACGACUCCUACGAAGAACAACAUAACCGCAGCCGACACUUCCAAAAAAAUGUCUAAUUUGUUGUCAUCCACCUCACCGUUUACGAAUAAACCGUUGCAAACAGUGAUGAAAUCUCAAGUCUCCGCAAAGACGCCUGGUGCUCAUCACUGCGAAGUCUUCCUGGAAACAAUCGAAACCACUUUUCCGGCUGAUUUAACGCCUUCCAAGAGACAAGUGAGUCCGCAGAAAAGACCUACGAGUACGCUAAUUGCGUCUCCCACGAGUUCCUUGUUGGACAUCGACUCUUCUCAUUCGACGUCAACGAGUUCGGGUUUGUCAACGUGGCCGUUGAAGAACAAACUACACGAUGGCAAAAGAAUCGUGGAUUCGUCCCGCGCAGUUAAAACGUCGCAAGAAGACACCGCAAAAGACAAGAAAAAAUCAACAAUAACGUUGAGGUGCGCGUACUUGGACGAAGUAGCGCGAGAAGAAGAAAGACUGAUAAAUGCUCUGAAGACAGGCGUUGUCAUCACUGAGGAAGCGGAUAGAACGGAUUGUACGCGCAGCAAGCAGAAGCCGGCUAUUAAACGGGAAAAACCGAAGAUCGAUUCGAUCAAACAGAUCAUCAUCAGUGGUCGUAAUCAUCAAAGUGCCAACGCGACAGUAUCCAGUUCGCCCGUAUCCACUUUAACACCGAAUACGACAGUUAAUACUGACAGCGCUGCCACCACAGCUAUCGGUCGUGUUCCACUAGUCAAUGACUCAAAAUCGCUCAAUAAAGAUGAUUUUUCCAAUCUGUCGGCAGUGGAUUAUGCCAAAAUCAGGUAUCAAGCUGCUCAGCAGAGCCAACAGAAGGAACAACGAGCCUCUUUUGGUCAUCCGUAUAACGCCGGGUCGCAAACGGAGCAGCUGGUCUCCAGCGCAAAAAGCAAGUUCGAGAUGGAGAUACAAAGAGAUAAGAACAAGGAUAUGAAGGAGUUGGAUAGAGAUCCGGUGACCUCAAGAUGGGGACCAAGAAUUAACUCUUCGCGGCCGCGUCUGGAGCAAGCUGUGCCCCAUCCCGAGUUGACAAACCAACAGAAGCAACACAUAAGGGCCGCGGCGACGGGAACUGGCAACAACCCUAUCAGACCGUUCCUCACUAGAGGUUCCGUUGCGGAGCGUGUGCUUAUCUUUGAGAAGUGUCCGAGCGAGUUGCUAUUGGAUAAGCGCGGUCCGCGCCAACCAGCCAUUAACACGUGGAGAAGUGGCCACGAGGUGCAGAGUAAAGCUCAGACUUAUGCGAAAGAAAAAACUCAGCAAAAGAGUAUACCUCCACAUACAACUUUACAGAGACAAGUAAAAGCCAACAGAAAUGUUUACAUACCGAGGUUUUAUUUUCCCGGAGGAAAGCCUAUACCUAUCACGCAAAUGGAGACAACCGUAUCCAAGAUUACCGCAGCCUUUCAAAGUUUACCAAAUUACCGUGCUUUGCGCGCUCAAUUUCAUAUAAUCACUAAGGCUUGCGACUUGCCUUUGUAUUGGAAAGUUCCACUCUUUUUGGCGGCCAAUGGCGAGCAGAAAGGAUAUGUUGAGAUGAAUGCUUUCCUAGAAUUUUGGAAAGAAUUGAGUGCCACUCAUCACGAUGCAGCUAGUAAAUUUGUCAGAAUUAUUACUCGGGGAGUUCGAAAUCAUAUAUUUCCAGAAGACUUGAUCCCACUCGUACAAGAUGUAGUGGAAACGCACCCAGGAUUGACAUUUUUAAAAGAAGCUACUGAAUUCCAUUCUCGCUAUGUGCACACGGUGAUUGCUAGAAUAUUUUAUUGUGUAAACCGUAGUUGGAGCGGUAGAAUCUCGAUUGCGGAAUUAAGAAGAAGCAAUCUGUUGUCAGUGAUUGCUAUACUUGAACACGAGGAAGAUAUUAAUCAAGUUACUGCUUACUUUAGCUAUGAACACUUCUACGUAAUAUAUUGCAAAUUUUGGGAAUUGGAUCGUGAUCACGAUCUCUUUAUAGAUAAAAUGGAUCUGACGAGACACAAUGAUCAUGCUUUGUCAACUCGAAUGAUUGAGAGAAUAUUCAGCGGCGCCGUAACGAGAGGUAGUAGAGUAAAAAACAGCAAUGUGCAACAGCCGGAAGACAAGAUGAGUUAUACCGAAUUUGUAUGGUUUCUUCUCAGUGAGGAAGACAAAACUCAUCCAACGGCUAUUGAAUAUUGGUUUAGAUGCAUGGAUCUCGACGGAGAUGGUUAUUUGUCGAUGUACGAAUUGGAGUAUUUUUAUGAAGAGCAAUUACGUCGAAUGGAAGCGAUCGGUCUGGAAACGUUGCCCUUUGAAGAUUGUCUUUGUCAGAUGUUGGAUAUGAUUCACCCAGCAAUACCGGACAAGAUAUCCUUGAGUGAUUUGAAGAAAUGUAAAAUGACGUCCAUCUUCUUCGAUACUUUCUUCAAUCUGGAGAAAUAUCUGGAUCACGAGCAAAGAGAUCCGUUUGCUUCAACAAGAGAUCACGACGCUGACGGUCAUGAACUUUCGGACUGGGACCGAUUUGCAGCAGAAGAAUACGAAUUGUUAGUUGCUGAAGAAAGUGGAAAUGAACAACAAGAACAAAUUUUAUAUAAUGUUUCAUCGUGGGAAUUGUCACCAGAAGUGAACAUUUUAAUGGACAACUCGAUAGAUAUCAAAGAUGCGAAGUUAUUACUGAGUUCAUCGGACACUUGUGCGCACCAAGAAGCAGAGCAGCACGACGACAGUGACGACAGCGACGAUUACGCUGAUAGCGACAAUUAAUUUGUUGAGAAUGUAAAUAUUUCUUUGUGAGAGCUAUAUUAGUUAUGAAAACGAUAACGGUAACACAUUCAAGGAAAAAAAACUUGAUCAGAGUCUAUCAUUUUUUCAAGUUUUGAUAAGAUUUUCUGAAAAUUUUCUCUGAGAAUUUUGGAUCAAUUCUCAGAAAAAGACUAUAAAACUAUAAAUUCCCAGAGAAAAUUUCACACACAUUUUUUUUUCAAAAUUUUCUAGACAGUAAACACAUUAGCCCACUAGGAAUCUAUCUCUGCUGUCCCAUAACAAUGUGAUACGUAGAACAUUAUUCAACGUGCACGGAUUACUAUAUACUACAGAGUAAGCGAUGUUUAUUAUCGCAAUUGACGCUUUUAUGCGUUUGCGCAACGACAUCAGUUUGGAAUAUCUGCAGCCGAUUGCAUUUUUAUACGAGUAUAACAAGAUAAGUUGUUUUUUUAAAUAGUUUUAAUGUAAGUGACGAUAUAAUAAUGGACGUGCACACUUUGUAAAUAAGUUAUUUUAUAUAACACUUUUGUAGAGAUUAUACAAAACUUCUCUGUAAGGCUACAAUCAAGUGAAAAGAACAGCCCUUCAAGAAAGAUCUAUUAUAUAUUACAUAAUUACUUGUAUAUAAUAUCCAUUUUCAAUUAGUUAUCGCGACAGAAUUGUAGAGUAUAAAUUCUCGAAUGUUGGAGAGUUGACGAAACGAAUAAGGAAAGUUAUUUUCCUACUAAUUUUUACUUCUCUCACUGUAUGGAUGUUAUCUCGCCAUAUCAAUCUAUUUCUAAUAACUGUACAUGUAUAAACAUGCGUAUGUGUGAAAAUGUGUUACACAUACAAGUGUUUACACACAUUCUCUCUUAUUUAUAACAUUUCAAUAUAUUUCUAUAUAUUUGGUAAAAAUAAUGAUUAUAUAAAAUUAAAAUUAUUAUUUUACUUUCGUUUCCUAGUCAUACGUUUAUAUUAGUUUGGAACUACUCACGAGAUUAAACAUCGACACUGGGUACCAGUGAAGUUUGUUUAAGUCUCUAAUUUCUCCAAUUAUAUAGUGAUAUAUGUGCACAGUAUAUCACAUUUGAUUUUACUGGACAGUGAACCUUCUUGCUAUAAUUCUCUUCUUAUUAUAAUUAAAGUUUCUCGAUAUCUGAGCGCCAAGUCCGAUUUGACAGUAGCGAUGUCGAUCGUCAUGAAACUUGAUAAUAUGCAUAGAAAGCACGAGGUCUUUCACGUUACUAAUACUUUUUGCACUUAGAAUAAGAUAGAUAUCUAUGUUCAUACUUUGAUAAGAGAAAAAAAUAAAGUGCAAAACAAAGUCUAAAAAAUACAAACACGUGCAUGGGUCUGCGUGUCACGAGGCAGUCAGAAAUGGUCUGAAAACAUACCAAAAGCUUCGUGCGCUUUAUAUAAAAAGAAAAAUUUUAGCGACAAAUUAAGAAAGAAUUUGUUCAAAUGACGAAGCACGCUUGUAAGAGAUCGGAAACUUUGUUUAGAGUAUAAGUUGAUUUAACGUAAGAAACGCAAGAUCGAAGCAUGAUUCGGCAUAAUUGUUAAAAUAUCUGUGACAAGCCUACGUUCGCUUUCAUUGUGUGGAAAGCCUAGGUUUCAUUGGAAAAUCAAUAGAAAAGUUUUCGGUAUAUUUUAAUAAAAGAAAGAGUGUGCUCUUGAUUCAGUACAUGCGUUUAUAUAGAAGUGACCUUUUAUUUUUUACACAAAAUGCACGAAACUUUCGCGUAUUUUUCUCGCUUGUGAUAUCAUCAAUCCAAAAUUGCGGAAAUAUCGAGGAGCUUUAACGAAAACCAGAAUACCUACAAAUCUGAAUAAAUUACGUAAUGUUUAAGAUAUACUUCUAUUUAAUAUUGAAUUAUAAAUAUUGUAGCAAAUUAAUAUUCGUUAUCAGAUUAUUAUUAUAUACGUGCACGCAUGGUACGCAGAAUGUCUACCGUGGAAAAAAUUUUGAACAAGUCUCUGAUUAUUUGUAUUUAUAUUUGUGAACGAAGCUUAGCGCAAGUUUUUGUCACAAGUAAUUUCAAUAUAAAUCUUUUCUGCUUAUAGAAUGCCAAAAAUAUAUAUUAAACACAAUUUAAUCUCUUAUUUUACUUGAAAAGUACUGAAAAAGAAAUUACUACCUUUUUUCCAAAAGAUGAAAAGACAAAUUGUUUGGGUCAAUCUUAAGGUCAAAGGUUUUAAUAUAAAUUACUCUCUGAAAUAUUAAAACUCAGAGAAUUCUCUCAUUUUUUCAAAUAUUGCAAUCUUUGACAGUUUCAAAUUUUCCAAGUAGUAGAUAUUCGAGACGAGAUUUCAUUGAUAACUUUAGCAUUGAUAUAGUGUUAAUAAAUAUGUUAUUGUAUUCGUUGUUAUCUAUGUUGUUAUUGUAUAAAUUGAUACAUGUACGAAGUGAUAUUUAACGGUCAAACAGCCUUUAUGUUGCGUUUAUUAGACAAACUGUUGUCUGCCAUUUUAACACCUGUGUAUUUGUAAGAAUCAUUAUAAUUUAUCGUUAAGGCUCCUGGUUUUUUUAUUACAAUAUUGGGAACGAGAGAAAGCUAGUUAAUUAAAUGUCUUUCAUUUUAUAUUGCGUGAUAAAUUAAUUGUUUCGCGUUUUGUUGCAUCACCACUCGCAGAUUUUGCAAUAUAUAUGUCAAAUAUGUAUACUUUUGCCAGGAGUCUUAAAUAUUCACUAUAGUAACGACAAAAGUCUUUACAUGCACUCGUAUUGUUUAUUUACACACACACAAAAUGUAUUAUAUAUAAUAAAUAUUUUAUAUAUACUAUAUAUAAUAUUUA